This is a messenger RNA of Ananas comosus (pineapple), 2559 nucleotides long. Its product is annotated as rust resistance kinase Lr10-like. The coding region runs from base 348 to 2306 and encodes 652 amino acids. The transcript is spliced from 6 exons. NCBI's taxonomy places the organism in Eukaryota, Viridiplantae, Streptophyta, Magnoliopsida, Poales, Bromeliaceae. The record is from RefSeq and is a predicted model, not a curated record. Gene Ontology annotation, biological process: protein phosphorylation. Gene Ontology annotation, molecular function: protein kinase activity; ATP binding; polysaccharide binding.
CGGCUUCAAGGGCCCAGAUUUUUUGUCCCACCAUUGCCUCUAUAAAAACAUAUGGACGACCCCAGUGACCUCUUUUCCUUUCUUCUUCGUUGUGAACUCCAUUCAAUAGCAUCUAAACCUCUAAUAAAUCUCUCCAAAAUCUUCCAUUCUUCCUGCGAGCUGUCAAGAACAGUAGGAACUCCAACAGUAGCAGCAGUAGUUUGAAGCUUUUCGAGAGUUUGAAGCUUCCUUUCGCUGUCAUGACUUAAUUCGUGGAUUAGAGUGUAAUUCUAGCAUCUUAUUUCUAGUGGAACUCUAUUCCUAUGAGAUUGUGAGGACUUUCUCUGAUUUUUACUGCUGAUUGGAGGAUGAGAGAGGCUCUUUUGGUGGUCGAGUCGUUGCCUAGUUGGAUUAACUCAAAAGGGCUUUCUAUGUAUAUGACGGGUUUGUUGGCGAGCCCGAGUUUGGCUGCAACUCGAGGGAGGAACAUAAUUGUCUCAGGAAGUGAGGAUGAUGACGAUUUCUUCAAGAAAUGCCCGGCUUCGCGGUGCGCGGAAGGCGGCCUGGAUAUCAGAUUUCCGUACAGGCUCGACUCGAGCCCUUCGUUCUGCGGCGCUCCUGGAAUGGAGCUCUCGUGCUCGGGCAACGACACCGUCCUAGCGUUCCCGCAUGCAGGAUCUUUCAUUGUGACUACGAUCGACUACUGUUACGGUGAGAUCACGAUCAAGCUGGGAGGUUCGUGUUUACAUGGCUUGACGGGAAACCUGGGAUUCGGCAAUCUAACCGCUUCGGUGUAUGAACCAUUGGAGAGUUACAACAUCAGCUUGCUAGGCUGCCCAAGAAAAUGGACACCUGCAGACGAAGACUAUGUACUUAUCGCAGGCCCUAUCUCUUGCCUUAGCACUGCAUCGCAACUUGUUUAUGUGGUGUUUGCCUAUGAUGAUUUUCGCGCUCUUCCUUCGGAUUGUCGGGUGAUCGCAGACAAUCUUACAAUUUCCUUUCGGCGUAUGACCAAAUCCAAUUAUGAUUGGCCCACCUUCAAGGAAUGGGCGGCCGCCUUAAAGGAAAGGGUGGCCGAUCUCAUAACGUGUGGCGAGGUGACUCUAAGGUGGUCUGUUCCUCAAAUAACCGAUACAUGCAUUCAAUGCGAAAAGGCGAAAAAGUACUGCAGAUUUAGCUCGGUGACCAACCAAGCAUUCUGCCCGCACGGUCCAAAUAUCACGCUAUUCGCAGCAACAUCUUCCGCCGCAUUUAUUAUACUUUUGUUGCUGGUUGUUAUCUUAGUCUUCUUCUAUAGACGAUCCAAAAAGGAAAAGGAAAUACGUUUGAAGGUGGAGAAAUUCCUCGCGUCGUACAACACCAUAAAACCGACUCGGUACACCUUCUCGGAGCUUAAGAAGAUUACUAAAAGAUUCAAGGAUAAACUGGGCCAAGGUGGCUUCGGGAGCGUCUACAAGGGCGAGUUAGCAAAUGGAAUUCCUGUUGCGGUAAAGAUGCUCGCGAGAUCUACGGGAGACGGUCGAGAGUUCACCAACGAAGUCGCGACAAUCGGACGAAUUCACCAUUUCAAUGUCGUUCGCUUGUUGGGAUUUUGCUCGGAAGGAACCACACGGGCACUUAUUUAUGAGUUCAUGCCAAAUGAAUCACUAGAGAAGUACAUUUUCUCUAAAAGUCGGAAUACCCUUCAUGAGCCACUAAAAAUGGAGAAAUUGUUAGAGAUCGCAACAGGAAUUGCUCGGGGGAUCGAGUAUCUGCAUCAAGGAUGCAAUCAACGCAUUCUGCACUUUGACAUCAAGCCUCACAACAUUUUAUUGGAUCGCAAUUUCAACCCCAAGAUAUCCGACUUCGGUCUCGCGAAAUUGUGCUCGAGAGAUCAAAGCAUUGUUACGAUGACCGCGGCAAGGGGCACAAUAGGCUAUAUCGCGCCGGAGAUGUAUUCGAGAAACUUCGGAGCCGUGUCUUACAAAUCGGAUGUCUACAGUUUUGGAAUGUUGGUGAUGGGAAUGGUUGGCGGUAGGAGGAAUGUCGAUCCGCAAAUUGAGAACCAAAGCGAGUUUUAUUUUCCGGAGUGGAUUUAUGAUCAACUAGUGAAUGGGCAAGACAUUGGGCCGGCGAUAGAGAUAGCAAAUACAAGCGAAAUAGAAAUUGUGAAAAAACUCGCAAUUGUAGCAUUGUGGUGCAUACAAUGGGAUCCGAGGGAUCGGCCGUCGAUGACGAGAGUUGUGCAGAUGCUGAUCGGCGAUUCGCAAAAUUUGCAAAUGCCACCGAAACCAUUUGUGUCCUCACCAGGCCAAGAUGUAAUAAUCGCAGCUCCAAAUGAAGAAUAGGAGCAUUGUCCGGUCCCUAGCUACCUUUUGAACAUCACGUAUUAAUUCGAGUUCGUAGUUAUUUUGUAACUAAUUAUCCUUGUUUUAUUUUCCUUUCUACAAACAAAGUUCGAACCUGGGUCAUAGUGCUCAGGUGAAGGGUAUCUGUGAUCAAUUAUCUUUAGGAAUUGUGGUGGUUCAAUCUGAGUUUUGCUUUGGGCUUCUCUAUUUGCUUGAACUGUACUCAAGUUUAUGAGACCUGUUGUUACGGUUA